This is a messenger RNA of Miniopterus natalensis, 534 nucleotides long. RefSeq names its product interleukin 19 (gene IL19). The record is from RefSeq and is a predicted model, not a curated record. Lineage: Eukaryota; Metazoa; Chordata; Mammalia; Chiroptera; Miniopteridae.
AUGCAGGCGCAGCGUGUUGCCCUCUGGCUCCUGGGCACAACGUUCUUCCUGUGCUCGGUGCACGCCCGCAGCCUCAGGAGAUGCCUGAUUUCCAUGGACAUGCACCACAUAGAAGAGAGUUUCCAAGAAAUCAAAAGAGCCAUCCAAGCCAAGGACACCUUCCAGAAUGUCACCAUCCUGUCCCCAUCGGAGACCCUGCACAGCAUCAAGCCCUCAGAUGUAUGCUGCAUGACCAAGAACCUCCUGGCAUUUUACGUGAACAGGGUGUUCAAGGACCAUCAGGAGCUGAACCCCCAGAUCAUGAGAAAAAUCAGCAGCAUUGCCAACUCUUUCCUCUACACGCAGAAGGUUCUGCAGCAAUGUCAGGAGCAGAGGCUGUGUCACUGCAGCCAGGAAGCCACCAAUGCCACUCAAAUCAUCCACGACAACUACAAUCAGCUGGAGGUCAGGCCUGCUGCCGUCAAGUCUCUGGGAGAGCUGGACAUCUUUCUGGCCUGGAUUGAUAAGAAUCAUGAAGGAACUGCCGCUGCCUAA